Messenger RNA from Trichomycterus rosablanca, 2597 nucleotides. RefSeq names its product tripartite motif containing 3a (gene trim3a). The transcript has 14 exons. Gene Ontology annotation, biological process: proteasome-mediated ubiquitin-dependent protein catabolic process; negative regulation of translation; protein polyubiquitination. The record is from RefSeq and is a predicted model, not a curated record. The coding region runs from base 117 to 2504 and encodes 795 amino acids. Gene Ontology annotation, molecular function: zinc ion binding; translation repressor activity; protein binding. NCBI's taxonomy places the organism in Eukaryota, Metazoa, Chordata, Actinopteri, Siluriformes, Trichomycteridae.
UCUUCCAGCAAGACGAUGCGACAUGUCACACGGCUAGAAAUGUUUGAUAUUGGUUGGAAGAGCAUCACCAAGAUUUCCAAGUACUACCCUGGUCCCCUGAUACCCCAGACAUCUAUAUGAGCACAGAAUCCACCAUCUAUAGGUUGAGAGGUUUACGUACCUCCUGCUUCUCAUCUCUUGAACGAAUGUCUCUCACCAUGGCUAAGAGGGAGACGGGCAGCACCAGCCCUGUGGUGCGACAGAUAGACAAACAGUUCCUGGUCUGCAGCAUUUGUUUAGAGCACUACCACAAUCCCAAGGUCCUGCCCUGUCUACACACCUUCUGUGAAAGAUGCCUGCAGAACUACAUCCCGCCACAGUCCCUCACCCUGUCCUGCCCGGUGUGCAGACAGACGUCCAUACUCCCCGAGAAGGGCGUAGCAGCGCUCCAGAAUAACUUCUUCAUCACUAACCUGAUGGAGGUGCUGCAGAGGGAAGCGGAGUGCUCUCAACCCGAGGAGCGCAGCGCCCUGGAGUCCGCCAGCGCCGCCGGCACCGCCCAGCCCCUUUCCUGCCCCAACCACGAGGGCAAAGUGAUGGAGUUUUACUGCGAGUCCUGUGAAACGGCCAUGUGUUUGGAGUGCACAGAGGGAGAACACCGUGAACACACCACUGUUCCUCUACACGACGUUCUGGAGCAGCACAAAGCCGCGCUCAAGAACCAACUGGACGCUAUUAGCAACAGACUUCCUCAGCUGACAGCGGCCAUUGACGCGGUGAACGAGAUUUCCAGACAGUUGGCCGAGAGGAAGUGCGAGGCCGUAACUGAGAUCAGCAGCACGUUUGAGGAGCUGGAGAAAGCACUGCACCAGCGCAAGAACGCCCUCGUUACUGACGUAGAGAACAUCUGCAAUACCAAGCAGAAGGUUCUUCAGGCGCAGCUGGCGACUCUGCUGCAGGGGAAGGAGAACAUCGAGAGCAGCUGCACUUUUACCGAGCAGGCUCUGAACCACGGCAGCGCCACCGAGGUCCUUCUGGUACAGAAGCAGAUGGGCGAGCGGGUGGCGGCACUCGCGCGCCACGCUUACCCCGAUCAGCCGCAUGAGAACGGGCACCUGGAGUGCCAGGUCGAGACCGAGGGCCUCCGACGGUCCAUCCAGAACCUGGGGGUCCUCAUCACGACGAGCGCCGUGGGUCACACCAGCGUGGCUACAGGAGAGGGGCUCCGACACGCUGUGGUGGGGCAACACACCACUGUUACCGUGACUACCAAGGACAAGGCGGGCGAGCUGGUCAAGUCGGGCAGCGCCGCUCUCAAGGCUCAGAUCUCCGGACCCGACGGCUCGGUCACCCGCGCCGAAGUGACCGACAACAAGAACGGCACGUACGAGGUGGGCUACACGCUACCCGGCGAGGGCGAGUUCUCCUUCUCCCUGCUGCUCUACGGUCAGGCCAUAAGGGGCAGCCCGUUCCGCCUGCGCGCCAUCAAAGUCAGCGAUGCGCCGCACUCCCCCGAGGACGUCAAGAGGCGAGUGAAGUCUCCCGCGGGGGGAGGAGGGGGUCACAUACGCCAGAAAGCGCUGCGCCGGCCCUCCAGCAUGUACAGCACCACGAAGAAGAAGGAGAACCCCAUCGAGGAUGAACUUAUCUUCCGAGUGGGGACCAGAGGGCGAGAGCGGGGAGAGUUCUCCAACCUGCAGGGCAUCUCCACCUCCGCCAACGGACGCAUAGUGGUAGCCGACAGCAACAACCAGUGUAUACAGGUUUUCUCCAACGAUGGUCAGUUUAAGCUCCGCUUUGGGGUGAGAGGUCGCUCCCCAGGGCAGCUGCAGCGCCCCACCGGCGUGACCGUGGACAUGAACGGGGACAUCAUAGUGGCCGACUAUGAUAACAGAUGGAUCACCAUUUUCUCCUCCGACGGCAAAUUUAAAAGUAAAAUCGGAGCAGGGAAGCUGAUGGGACCUAAAGGUGUAGCCGUAGAUAAAAACGGUCACAUCAUCGCUGCAGAUAACAAAGCCUGCUGCGUCUUCAUCUUCCAGUCUAAUGGCAAACUGGUGACCAAAUUUGGAGCCAAAGGAACAUCAGACAGACAGUUUGCAGAUAAAAUCACCGCGAGCACUCCGACAGAGCCGAAGCUCACGAAGUCGGGUCCUUCUUUCAGUCCUCAUUUUGUGACGGUGAACAACAAGAAUGAAAUCAUCGUAACAGAUUUCCAUAAUCAUUCUGUGAAGGUCUAUAAUGCCGAUGGCGAAUUCCUGUUUAAGUUUGGUUCACACGGAGAAGGAAACGGUCAGUUUAAUGCCCCCACAGGGGUGGCAGUGGACAGUAAUGGAAACAUCAUUGUUGCAGAUUGGGGGAACAGCAGGAUACAGGUGUUUGACAGCUCGGGCUCGUUCCUCUCAUACAUCAACACUUCGGCGGACCCUCUGUAUGGCCCUCAGGGUCUGGCGCUCACCUCCGAUGGGCACGUUGCCGUGGCGGACGCGGGGAACCACUGCUUCAAAGUGUACCGCUACCUGCAGUAGCUUCUCAACACAUGAAGGAUCAUCCAAAGCAAACGUAAUGUUCAGGUGCCCCACCCAAAAGCUCCCAUGCCAAGUAAAUUAUAUACAAAUUCA